This is a messenger RNA of Brassica oleracea var. oleracea, 3190 nucleotides long. RefSeq names its product rho GTPase-activating protein 7. The transcript has 22 exons. Gene Ontology annotation, biological process: signal transduction. Lineage: Eukaryota; Viridiplantae; Streptophyta; Magnoliopsida; Brassicales; Brassicaceae. The record is from RefSeq and is a predicted model, not a curated record. Bases 302 to 2914 code for a protein of 870 amino acids.
CGACACUGACUCACGACCCAAUCCCUCCACUCUCUUAUCUUUCUCUCUCAUAAACACAAGACAACACAAGUAGUAGUAGUAGGUGGAAAGCAAUGUCCCUUCCUCUUUUCUCUAUCUACUGCUAAACCUCCUUUUCCCUCUACAUCUCGCGGCGGAGACACGGAGGAAUCCUGCGGAGGAGGUGGAGAAGAGAGGAGACUUUGAUUUGGUUUGGUCUCUUUCAACUGUUCGUAUCGAAAAGAGGUGAAAUCGAAACCCUAAACCCUUUCGAGGCUGGAUCUGAGAUUAUGCUGUUGGGGCAAUGGAGGCUUCUUUAGCCGCUUUGGAGCGGCCACGAGCUGCUGCUUCGAAUACGGUUUUUAAGAGUGGUCCACUUUUCAUAUCAUCCAAAGGACUGGGGUGGACUUCUUGGAAGAAACGCUGGUUCAUCCUCACACGUAACUCUUUGGUCUUCUUCAAAAAUGACCCUGGUUCACUACCACAAAAGGGUGGUGAAGUUAACAUAACCCUUGGUGGCAUCGACUUGAAUAACUCUGGAAGUGUUGUGGUGAGAGAGGAUAAAAAAUUGUUGACCGUAUUAUUUCCUGAUGGGCGUGAUGGGAGAGCUUUCACUCUUAAGGCCGAGACAUUUGAAGAUCUCCACGCCUGGAAAACUGCUCUUGAGCAGGCUCUUGCACACGCCCCCAAUGCAGCACUCAGCAUGGGUCAUAAUGGAAUAUUCCUUGCUGAAACUAACGAGGCUAUCGAAGGACGGGAUAAGAGUCCGUUAAAAUCAUUGGUUGUUGGAAGACCAAUCUUACUUGCUCUUGAAGAUAUUGAUGGAAGCCCAUCAUUCCUCGAGAAAGCUCUUCAGUUUAUUGAGAAAUAUGGAACUAAAAUUGAAGGAAUAUUAAGACAGGCUGCUGACGUGGAAGAGGUGGAACGUAGAGUUCAAGAAUAUGAACAGGGGAAAACGGAGUUCGCUUUUGAUGAAGACCCGCAUGUUAUUGGAGACUGCAUUAAGCAUGUGUUGAGGGAGUUGCCUUCUUCACCGGUCUCAGCAUCUUGUUGUACUGCCCUGCUGGAAGCUUACAGAAUCGAGUCUAAGGAGGCUCGCAUUAGUUCAUUGCGCUCUGCUCUGGCGGAAACAUUUCCUGAACCUAACAGACGUUUACUACAACGGAUUCUGAAAAUGAUGCAUACUAUCUCGUCUCAUUUCCACGAAAAUCGAAUGAGCCCAUCUGCUGUAGCUGCUUGCAUGGCUCCUCUGCUCUUACGUCCUCUUCUUGCUGGUGAGUGUGAUCUAGAUGACGAAUUUGAUAGCGGCGAAGACAAUUCUGCGCAGCUUCUUGCUGCUGCUAAUGCUGCCAAUAAUGCUCAAGCCAUCAUUACUGUUUUCCUAGAGGAUUAUGGAAGUAUUUUCGAUGAAGAAAAUAUUCAAAGAUGUUCCAUGUCGACCGAAUCGCAUAUUGGUAAUAGUGGACCUGAUGAUUCUAGUGAUGAUGACAACAACUCAAAAAAUGAAUAUCAUAAUGCAGAGAAUGAAGUAGAACCAGUGACAGAUGAUGAUGACAACGAGCGUGCAUUGAGUGGGAAAAUGAGUGAGAGCAGCGGAGGCACAAGCAGUGAUCUCUAUGAGUACAAGGGAUUUGUUGCUGAUGAUUCUGAUAUUGAAUCGCCUAGAGAGACAAGUGGUCCAAUACGUAAUUCAAACGUACGAACAGAUCAUGUUGUGAGAAAUCUUUUCAUCAACUCCACGGAUCAACAAGCUGGGGAGCAGAUAGGUGGUGAUGAUCCAACAAAAUAUGGAGAAAACUCAUGUCUAGUAGAUGGCGGCGAGUCUUUUCAAUCAGGGAAGGUUCUAAAUGUACUCACUCAUGGAAAUACAUUGGCUUCUCCUGGUCUUGAAUCAUCAAGUGAGAAGCCCGUGACUAAGGGCACACCCUCCUCUGUUCCUGCAAAGCGUGCAACAUUCUGGGGUCGUGGCAGUGCCAGAAAGAGAUCCACAGAUAGAUCGUUUGAUUCUUCAGGAGAAGACGAGCUUGCUAUACAGAGGCUUGAGACCACGAAAAAUGAAUUGCGACAACGAAUAGCAAAAGAGGCCAGAGGUAAUGCGAUACUACAGGGUAGCUUAGAGAGAAGGAAGCAAGCGCUUCAUGAACGUCGUUUGUCGCUUGAACAAGAUGUGUCAAGAUUACAAGAGCAGUUGCAAGCCGAGAGAGAUCUCCGAGCAGCACUGGAGGUUGGUUUGAGCAUGUCUUCUGGCCAAUUCAGCUCACAUGGUGUGGACUCGAAAACAAGGGCUGAGCUUGAGGAAAUUGCUCUUGCUGAGGCUGAUGUGGCAAGGCUGAAGCAGAAAGUCGCAGAACUUCACCAUCAGCUUAGCCAACAACGUCAGACUAACUUUGGUUCUUUCUCAGACGCGCGUGAUAGUCAUCAGUAUCUCCAGAAUCACAAUCCUCAAAAAAGGUUUCUUCAACAAGAUUUUGAUUCCACUCUUGCCUUUGUAAAUCAUGAAAGGAAACAACGACACGAGGAGAAUAUACUGGGAGCGGAGUGGAGAAAUAGUAAAGGAGGAGGAUCUUUUGGUGUUGGCAAUAGCAGGCAACCGUCUCGUAAGCAAGUACAAGAACCAACUAACAUGGUCGACUCUAAAAGCAGCAGUGAAGAGUCUGUAGACAAGUUCUCAGCCAUGGAUUCUCCAUCUGCUCCGUCCAAUUCAAGAGCAUUAGAUAUAACAGAGUAUCCAAGGCCUAAUCAUCCGUCAGCAGCUGCAUCAGCAGCUCUGGUAGAGUUAACAACUCGUCUUGAUUUCUUCAAGGAAAGGCGUUCGCAGCUGAUGGAGCAGCUCCAUAGCCUGGAUCUUAACUACGGCGGAUCUUCUUCUUCUUCUCGAGAUUUCAUACACAGGCCAUCUUCUCCACCUUGGAACUAACACUGAGAAUAAUAAAGUAUAUGUUUGCUCUGUAUAUGUGUUUUUGAGUGAUGAUGUUUUCGUAUCUGUUCUGAUUAUUUUCUUCCGUGAAGACAAGAAUGACCUCAUUGUGUAUAUAAAAGACAUAUUUUGUUUUGUUUUGUUUUAUGUGAGAGGUUGGUUGGUUAUAUGUUCAGCCUUCAGGAGUAUGUAACUCUAAAGCCGUGUAUGGAUGGACGUUGGUCUCUUUAGACUCUGACCAGCCAAUUAACUGAUCAAUAUUGUAUUUUACAUCGU